CGCACACCACGCCACACAAGCAACGUUCGACCACGCAGGCAAAAUGUCGUCGCGUGCAUUACGGCGGGCUCAGCGUGAGCUGGAGGAAAAGAAACAGUUGGAGCAGCUGGCCCAAGAGAAUGCCGAAGAAGCGGAAGAAGCGGAAGAAGACGAUGAUGACAGCGAAAGCGAGGCUAUUGCAUCAAAGCCGAAGCCGAAGCCCAGUCUAUUUGCGAUGCUGGGAGACACAGGCGGCGACAAUGAUGAUGAAGAUGACGAAGAGGAUGAGAUCGAAGAGCCCAACACAGCCAAGAAGGUGGAAAUCAAAGAAGAGCCGGCACCCGCACCAAAACCGACAAAAAAGUCGAAGAAGAAGAAAAAGAAGGGAAAAGGCAAAACUAAGACCGCAGAGACUCAACCAUCGGCAAAAUCGCAGGCUAUGGCGGGGCUGGACGAGAUCGACCAAGCUCUACUCGCUCUCAAAGUCACGUCACAUGGCGGGGCUGGUGGAGCUUCUGAAGAUGUUCCUGCAAUCAGUGAAGAGAAACAACAUCUGUACUCUGCUUUGAGUAUCGACACUCAGCAUCUGCAUGCUGCUAAUGAGAUGAGAAAGCUCUUUGGGAGAUCUGCAGUGCAGGGUGGGGCAGACGACGAACCUCGCGCGCGGCGAAGGGGACCUCAAGGCGGGAUCGCAGCAGCCAUGGCUGGCCGGGGAGCCCCAGGGAACAGGAGUCUUGCUUCCUUGGGACUGCGGCGGAACAUCUUCAUCCAAGGUAAAGAAGAGUGGCCUCGAGCAACCUCCGGAGGACUGGGCAUGGAGAUUGUAGAAAAGCGAACUGACGGAACGGUCGAGUACCGUUUCGUUCACAACACCACGUAUCAAUCCGUGCAGCAGCAAUUCGACACAUGUGUAGCUUCCAUGGACCCUGAGCGCAUGGUGCAACUUCUCCAAUACAAUCCUUACCAUAUUUCUACACUCUUGCAAGUCUCCGAAAUCGCCAAGCAGCAACGAGACAACGCGGCGGCUGGCGAACUUUUGGAGCGUGCGUUGUUCUCCCUAGGGCGCGCAGUACACUCCACAUUUGCGCACAAUCUUUCCCAAGGAAAAGCUCGUCUAGACUUUCGGCGACCAGAAAACCGUGAGUUUUGGCUUGCCGUUUGGAGGUAUAUUGGGACACUUGGAGUUCGUGCCACAUGGCGUACAGCGUUCGAGUGGGCAAAACUGCUGUUGAGCAUGUCUCCAGAUGACGAUCCGUAUUGUAUCAAGUUGCAGAUUGAUCAGUUGGCUUUACGUGGGCGUGAGCCCCAAGCUUUGAUCGACAUAGUAGAGUCUGAUCACCUGCAACGUGCCUGGAAAAUACCACCUAAUCUUGCCUUUUCGGUGGCGCUCGCUCACGACCGUCUGAAGCACCCGCAGGAAUCCAGGAAGGCAUUACGCUUGGCUAUCAAAGAAUAUCCCUGGAUAGCUUCACGGUUGUGUAAAGAGCUGGACAUAACACCCAUACCAAAACCAGUGUGGGGCAAGGAACCCAAUGGAGAUCACCAGGAACUCUUAUGCCAGCUCUAUGUCCCGCACGCGAAGGAUUUGUGGAAUACAACAGAAGGCACGACAUUGCUCGUCGAAGUGUGUUAUUCGAUGGAAGAAGAAUUAGGCGCUGGAGAGCACCCUUACUGGCUGGCAGACUUCAAGGAGUUGGACAUUGCGCGCCACGUUAUUCUGUCCGAUGAUCGUGCCCUACUCAAUCUCCUGGACUCGGCCAUCAAAUCAAAAUAUACAUCUACGUCAGAUCCGCUGCCCCCGGAAGACAACAUAAGCUCUUACAGCACAGCAGCGAUGGGACAUCAAGCAUCACGGUCAGGGGAGGUAAACCAGAUGCAGCUUCUCCGUGAGUUGGAGGACCUGAGACAGUAUUUCCAGAAUAUCAAUUUCCAGAAUAUACCCAACGAUGACCAGAUUGCGGAUGAGGCAACCUUCUUGGGCGCGCUAGAGGUAGCAGGUACGUCGAUUGAGCAGUUCAUGCAAAGAACACAAAGACUUCAGCAGAUCCGGCCACUCCUACAUGAGUUGGGCGUGGAUGUUGUGUUUGAUGGACAACGAGAGUCGGAUGCCGAGGCCGACUCAGAUGAGUAA
This is a messenger RNA of Periconia digitata, 2110 nucleotides long. Lineage: Eukaryota; Fungi; Ascomycota; Dothideomycetes; Pleosporales; Periconiaceae. The record is from the annotation of a GenBank genome assembly.